Neurospora hispaniola is the source of this 1182-nucleotide messenger RNA. RefSeq names its product aminotransferase. NCBI's taxonomy places the organism in Eukaryota, Fungi, Ascomycota, Sordariomycetes, Sordariales, Sordariaceae. Bases 197 to 1027 code for a protein of 276 amino acids. The record is from RefSeq and is a predicted model, not a curated record. Gene Ontology annotation, molecular function: catalytic activity. The transcript has 3 exons. Gene Ontology annotation, biological process: carboxylic acid metabolic process.
CACGGACUGAUCUUAUACAUCCGUCGGUAACUACCUACCUAUCUUUUUGUUACAUGCUUCAUUCCUGCCAUCACCGGCGGCUUCUUGUACCAAUCAUCGGAAGGAUCAUUGAUUUAUCGGAUUCAUCAGGUACGAGGAAAGCUGAUAGAUCUUGAAUAUUUCCCAUGAAACGACCACAGAGAGUAGCACCCUCACAAUGGCGACCACGACAGAAGCUCCCCUCCUCCUCUUCACCACCCUGCGUUACGACCCUCUCCUGCUUCCUGGCUUCGUCUCUCCCACUGAAUCCUCCUCGUUCGCUCCAUUGUACAUGCUUCCUUACCAUCGCGACCGCAUCCUGCGCGCCGCCACUCACUUCAAAUGGCCCGCCGUGAUCUCUCUCCUCUCCGGUGACAGCGGUCUCGAAACCCUCUCCUCCUUCAUUUUCUCCUCCCUCUCCGACGAGCAGCGAUCUCACCCAAACCGCAUCCGUGUUACCGUCUCUGAGAAGGGAGAGCUAGGCAUCGCCAUCUCACCAGCACCACAAGUCCCUUCAACAAUCAACUUCUUCCCAAAUUCCCUUCCCGAGCCGGGUACCAAUAUCCCUAGUCUAUGCCUGAUGGGAACCUCGACGCCGUUCGAGGUCCUAGUCGACACCGAAAGGUCCAAAAAGUCAGCAUACACGCACUUUAAGACUACGAAGCGCCAAAUCUACGACGCAGCGAGGAAGAGGCAUGGGAUCGCGUUGACGGAUCGGAAGGAGGUGUUGAUUGUUAGCGAGGAUGGGGAGGUGAUGGAAGGGAGUAUUGCCACGCCGUACUUUUGGAGAGACGGGAGAUGGGUGACACCGCCGGUUGGGGAAGGUGAGGGAGAGACAGAAGGGGAUUGGGGAAGUGGUGGAAAUGCGGGAACUACGAGGAGGUGGGCUUUGGAGAGGGGAAUUGCGGUUGAGCAGAUUGUACGGGCAAACUCGCUGGUUGAUGGAGAAGAGUGCUGGUUGAGUAAUGGGGGCAGGGGAUUCUACUUUGGAAAGGUCAAGUUGGGCUAGGUCAUGAGAUGGCAAGCGGAUGAGCGUUAAGGGCAUGAAUCCGUGAUGCUUUCGUUGCGCCAGGAUAUCGUUUCUUAAAAUCGCUGCUGUUACCCUAAGAUAUGGCUUGCAAUCGUCGUUCGGUGCUACCGAGGCAGAACAGGGGCAAUGUUUGU